Messenger RNA from Eremothecium gossypii ATCC 10895, 1128 nucleotides. RefSeq names its product DUF5341 domain-containing protein. The transcript has a single exon. The coding region runs from base 1 to 1128 and encodes 375 amino acids. Lineage: Eukaryota; Fungi; Ascomycota; Saccharomycetes; Saccharomycetales; Saccharomycetaceae. The record is from RefSeq and is marked provisional.
AUGGAAGCUGCUACCAUUAAUGAAGAGCAAGUCAUCUCUGAAAGGGAUUUGGAAAAGCUGCCAGUGUCGAGAAAUGUCAGUAGAGGAUGGGCAGUUCGUAAGUUGGCAAUAUUAUACUUUCUAUUAGCGUCUUUCGCUAUAGGGACGGUGCACUUAUUCCAGUCUGGUUACAUGGGUGCUAAUAGUAAAUCUCCUCAGAUCGGUCGCUGGCAACUAUUUGCGGAGAAUUCUCAGGGCCUUACAAAACGGAGUAGAUGGGCGAUGAUCGCUGAAAAACACCACGCGCCCCUCUUAGCAGCGGCAAGUCUAUCAACGGCAGUGGAGCCUAAUGUUUGCCCGCCUGAUGGCAGAAGAUGCAUGGGCGAACUAAUCACCAGAUUAUUACUUCAAUCACUCGCGAUAGCUCAGGACCUCUAUGGUGGUGAGUGGAAGAUUACUCAGCCACAUCCACCAUACAACAACAACAAACGCAGUCUGUCGAACUAUGCAUUUGAAACUGCAUCGGAACUUUCAACUCAAAUAAAGAGUAGAGCAGACACUUUGGCGGCGUUAAAUAUCAAUCUGGUGGGACGCUUCCGCAGCAAUGACCCAAAUGGCCUUGCGAAGCGCGGUGAAGAAGAUUCAGAGGAUACGUAUAUGAUUGAAACUCCACACGGUUACCACUUGUUGUCUCCAUUGACAACAACCGCUGGCGCCAUGUUCGACGAGAUUAUUGAGCAAACAAAAUCUCAAACAGUGGGCACCAUUGAGGCUGCCCGUGUUCCUUCUCCAAACGUAUCACUAAAAAAGAGAGAUCCUAUUCGCUUCAAUGUUGAAUGGAUUUCUUAUCAGUGGGGAAAAAGUUACUUUUAUGGCGGCAUGACUAUACCAGACUUGCAUGGCGAGUUGCUGUCGAACUUUGAGCCAGUAAAUCAAUAUCUCCGCAAUGCUCGUGCCUGGAAGUAUUGCGCAUCGGUUCACAGAAAUAUAGACCCAAGUAGGGUGACGUACGAUUCUUUUAACAUUGACACCGGCUCGAUAUACGGAGAAUUAUACUUUAACACAUAUGGGCCUGUUGAUAAGUUCUGCCUGGACGAAAAAGGUGGAGCACAAUGCCCUGGAGAGGCAUGCGACGGCACAAAUAACUGA